AUGAAGAAAGGGAAGCUAGUGUUCGUUCCAGCGCCUUUAAUGGGCCAUUUGAUACCUGCAGUUCAAUUGGCUAAACUUUUAUUACAUCUCAAUUAUAACCUCUCUAUCACCGUCCUCACCGUCAAGCCACCAGAAGACGCUAGAAUCAACGCCUACAUUGACUCUCUCGCCGCCGCCGCCGCCACCACCACCAGCCGUAUUAAAUUCAUCAGCCUCUCUCAAUCUUACCCAGAGGUAGAUGUUUUGAAGUUUUUGACUAAUUUACCUCAAACCGUAGGACCGCUUGUGAAAGAAGUCGUCGCCAACAUAGUUGAGCAAUCCAACUCAGUUCCAAACGCACCUCGACUCGCCGGGUUCGUUCUCGACUCGUUAUUAACUUGUUUGGUAGAGUUGGCUAACGAGUUUGGCGUUCCUAGUUAUGCAUUUUACACUUCGGGUGCUGGUUCUCUUGGCUUCCACCUCUACGCUAGGGCCCUUCACGAUGAAAAAAAGAUUGAGUUCGGCCAGAUAAAAGACUCGGACACUAAAUUCACAGUACCAUCGUAUGCCAACCAGGUUUCCAUUAAAUUAUUUCCAGCUGUUCUUUUGCAGCCUGAAAGUUUUACAUCAUUCAGUAACUCGAUAAAAUGGAUGAGAGAAGUGAAAGGUAUAUUGAUUAAUACGUUUUCGGAGCUUGAAUCCCAUGCCGUUGACUCCCUUUCUAAAGAUGAGCUUCAAAUUCCUCCCAUUUACCCUGUGGGCCCCAUAUUAAACCUCGAAGGCUCAAGCAAUGUCCAUCAGAAUUAUGAUACAAUCAUGCAAUGGCUUGAUGAACAACCUCGUUCGUCGGUAGUGUUUCUCUGCUUCGGGAGCAUGGGAUGUUUCAGUACGGAUCAGGUGAAAGAAAUCGCCUACGCACUAGAGCAGAGUGGGCACCGAUUCUUGUGGUCUCUACGAGGACCGGGGGAACAAGUAAAGGACUUGAUGUAUGGCGUAACUGAUUAUGAGAACGAGGCAGAGGUGUUACCAGAAGGGUUCAUAGACCGAACUGUUGGAAUUGGUAAGGUCGUUGGUUGGGCACCGCAAGCGGCCAUCUUGGGCCACAAUGCAACCGCAGGGUUCGUAUCGCACUGCGGUUGGAAUUCGACGUUAGAAGGUAUAUGGUUCGGAGUGCCAAUGGUGGCAUGGCCACUUUAUGGAGAACAACGACUGAAUGCAUUGACAUUGGUGAAGGAGCUGGGAUUAGCGGUGGAGCUUAAAAUAGAUUACAAGAUCGAUGACGGUGAGGUUGAAAUUGUAAAAGCUGAGAAGAUUGAGAAAGGAAUUAGGUGGUUAAUGGAGCAUGAUAAUGAUGUUAGAGAGAGGAUGAAAAAGAUGGAGAAAGAGAGUAAAAAGGCGUUGAUGGAUAAUGGUGGAUCUUCACACAUUAUGUUAAAUCGUUUUAUUAAUGAUAUCAUGAACAAUAUGUCAUGAAAACUUCCUUUCA
Molecule: messenger RNA, 1465 nt
Organism: Hibiscus syriacus
Lineage: Eukaryota; Viridiplantae; Streptophyta; Magnoliopsida; Malvales; Malvaceae
Product: anthocyanidin 3-O-glucosyltransferase 6-like
Exons: 1
Coding region: 1-1452 (483 amino acids)
Molecular function (GO): UDP-glycosyltransferase activity
Source: RefSeq, a predicted model, not a curated record